CUACUUCCGGGUUCCAUGAGAAACUACAAACCGUCCAGCGGCGCUUUGGGGAGCAGGCGGAUCGGUUGUUAUUAGUCUGGCAGCAGGAAGCCGCCAUGCUGGCCGCCCUGACUGCGCUGCUGCUGCUGCUGAGCUCCGCACCGGCCGGCUGCGUCUUCCAGAAGCUUUACUGCUCCUUCUCAGACAGCUGCGACUGCGACUUCAAGCCCCGCAUCAGAGACCUGGAGUGGGACCUCUACAAGAAUGUCUUUGGUCAGCAUCUGGCUCAGGACAUCGUCUCAGAAGAAGUGGGCCGGUUCCUCCUCAAUAAGAGCCCCGAUCGGCCCCUGGUGCUGUCCUUCCACGGCUCCUCGGGGACCGGGAAGACGCUGGUCAGCUCCAUGCUGGGAAACCACCUCUACGGCUCGGCCAUGAGCAGCCCCUUUGUCCACCAGUUUGUCCCCACGCUUCACUUCCCUUCAGCCAAGCGGGUCGAUCAGUACCGGGCGGAUCUGAAGAGCUGGGUGCAGGGGAACCUGACCGACUGUGCCCGCUCCAUCUUCAUUUUUGACGAGAUGGAGAAGAUGCCUCCAGGCCUGAUCGACGUUCUGGAGCCCUUCCUGGGCCCCUCCCACGUUGUGUUCCGGACCAACUACCGGAAGGCCAUCUACAUCUUCAUUAGCACGGCGGGGCAGGAGGUGAUAAACCAGACGGUUCUGGAGAACCGGCAGUCCGGACGGGAUAGAGAUGAGCUCAAGAUGUCUGAUCUGCAGGAAAACCUCACACAAGCAGUUUACAGCGACAAAACCAGUGGUCUCUACCAGUCCAGCAUCAUCCAGCAGAAUCUCAUUACUCGCUUCGUUCCCUUCCUGCCGCUGACCCGGACCCACGUGGAGCGCUGCGUUCGUGCGCAGCUCUGCCAGCGUGGCAGCUGUAACCGCAGCGACGUGGUGAAGGCGGUCGGAGCAGACAUGACCUACACUCCUGCCGAGGGACGGUACUUCUCCACCACCGGCUGUAAAACGGUCUCUGCUAAGAUCAGCUUCUUCCUGUGAGCCGCAGCGGGACGGCUGGAAGGUCCAGCUGUUGUUGGACGGUGAACGACGGCAGAGACGCAUGCAGGAAGUGAGCCUGAGCGGGCAGGAUUUGAACCGAAGACUGAAUAACGAUGGGGAGCAGCUCUCUGUUCUCGCUGAGAACAGAAAGGAGCUGCACCGUCAGGGUUUGCUGCGGCCGCAGACAUUUUCACGGUCUGAACCAGGAGUCGUUUCUACCUCAGACCAGACUUCAGACGUCUCCAGCUCUUAAAAAGUACAAAGCUGCAGCUUGUUUUAUUUAUCAGAUCUUAAUUUAUAUUUGCUUCUUACAACCCGCCCGUCUGGUUUUAGGGGAGUGGAGAUUUCCCCCAGAGAUGUUCGGUGCCAUCAAUUAUCAGUUGGAUCACUGCAGGGAUGCAUACGAACCAAGGAUGUUUGCUUAUGUUAUUAUUUUUUACUGAAAGGGAUCAGAGGUGUGAUUGUAGCACAAUGAAACUGUUUUUAUGUCAGAAGGUUUUAAACUAGGAAACACGAGUCAGUCGUCUUGUAAGGAAGCUAAUUAGAUGAAAAAUGUAUUUAGAUUAAGAAAUUCCUCAUAUUUCAAGAACUCAGUAUUCCUGCCAGCAGGGGGCAGCAAAGACCUUGUUUUCUAUCUUUGCCAAAAGAGACUGAUUAGUUGAAAGUGUUGGUUCAAAACCCUCCAGCUGCACUUUAUGGAGUUUAAACUGGACCCGUUGUUUUAAUUACCAGCGUGGAUCUGGAUAAACUAAAUUAUGAACUGUUGCCAUGUGAUUGAAUUGAUUCCAGCUGACCACUGAUUGUAAAUCAUUGAUUUUUCAGCACAUUAAACAAACUCUUGUCAGUUGUGGAGA
This is a messenger RNA of Fundulus heteroclitus (mummichog), 1888 nucleotides long. RefSeq names its product torsin family 2, member A (gene tor2a). NCBI's taxonomy places the organism in Eukaryota, Metazoa, Chordata, Actinopteri, Cyprinodontiformes, Fundulidae. Gene Ontology annotation, molecular function: ATP hydrolysis activity; ATP binding. The record is from RefSeq and is a predicted model, not a curated record. Gene Ontology annotation, cellular component: nuclear envelope; endoplasmic reticulum; endoplasmic reticulum lumen. The coding region runs from base 96 to 1034 and encodes 312 amino acids. The transcript is spliced from 5 exons.